Molecule: messenger RNA, 273 nt
Organism: Helianthus annuus (common sunflower)
Lineage: Eukaryota; Viridiplantae; Streptophyta; Magnoliopsida; Asterales; Asteraceae
Product: auxin-responsive protein SAUR21
Exons: 1
Coding region: 1-273 (90 amino acids)
Biological process (GO): response to auxin
Source: RefSeq, a predicted model, not a curated record
AUGUAUACUAAGCUCGCUAUAGGGAGAUACAUAUCAUCUUCGGUAGUUAUUGAUGUACCCAAAGGUCAUUUCUGUGUAUAUGUGGGUGAAAACAGAAUGAAGAGAUUUACAGUCCCGUUAUCAUAUCUUAAACAUCCUUUGUUUCAAACCUUGUUGAACAUGGCAGAAGAGGAGUUUGGUUAUACUCAUCCAAGGGGAGGCCUCACGUUUCCAUGCAAAGAAAAGACUUUUAUUGAAAUCAUUGACAAUAUACGGUUAGAAGGAGUGUGUUAA